Messenger RNA from Coccinella septempunctata (seven-spotted ladybird), 2028 nucleotides. RefSeq names its product replication protein A 70 kDa DNA-binding subunit (gene RpA-70). The transcript is spliced from 10 exons. The record is from RefSeq and is a predicted model, not a curated record. Gene Ontology annotation, cellular component: nucleus. Gene Ontology annotation, molecular function: DNA binding. Gene Ontology annotation, biological process: DNA recombination; DNA replication; DNA repair. Lineage: Eukaryota; Metazoa; Arthropoda; Insecta; Coleoptera; Coccinellidae. Bases 128 to 1942 code for a protein of 604 amino acids.
AACCACCGACUGGCAAAGUGUCAAGAGCGUCAAACUCAAAAGUCAAAUCCAGAAUCCCGCCGAAAUGUGCUAGGCUGUUAAAAGUUUAAAUGUAAAUGUGAAUAAUUGAAUUGAAAUACUACGCAAAAUGGAAUACAAUCUAACCGAAAAAUCUUUGGAGAAAAUAAUGGGCGGUGCAGAAUUGCCCAAUCCCAUUUUCCAAAUUCUUGGAAUUAAGAAGAUUCAGUCUGGAAGUUCUAAUAAGGAACGUUAUCGUCUUGUUGUUUCUGAUGGAGUGUAUACUGUGUCUCAUGCGAUGUUAGCAGCCCAGAAUAAUGAACAAAUAUUGCAAGCAGGAGAUCAUACCGUCAUUAAAGUUAAGCGAUAUAUUACCAGCAUUUUUAAUAAUAACUCUGGAAAAGAACAACGCAUUCUCCUUUUGUUGGAUGUUGACAUUGUCGCUCCUGGUGGCCAAGUUGGUCAUCCAAUAGGAAAUCCAGUUCAACUGACUGAAGCUAAAAAAAAUGAACCAUCUAGUACUGACAAUGGUACUGCAUCAAGACAGAGUAAUUAUAAUAGUAAUCCUAUAAAGCCUGAUAGUGCUUCUACUUCUACUGUUCCAUAUAAUGGAAGUAGUAUUGGUUCAUCUUUGGAAGGACAAAUGAUUCACCCCAUUUCAAGUCUGAGUCCUUAUCAAAACAGAUGGAUUAUCAGAGCUAGAGUUUCCAAUAAGUCUACUAUAAGAACGUGGUCAAAUUCACGAGGUGAAGGAAAACUUUUCAGCAUAGAUUUGAUUGAUGAAAGUGGUGAAAUUCGAUGUACAGGAUUUAGAGAUAUGGUUGAUAAAUACUAUGAUUAUAUUCAAGUUGAUAAGAUUUAUUACAUCAGCAAAUGCCAAUUGAAAGCUGCAAAUAAGCAGUACAGUUCUUUGAAAAAUGAUUAUGAAAUGACCAUGACAAAUGACACCAUUAUUCAAGAAUGCCUAAGUGAGAACCCAGGCAUUCCAACAACUAAAUACGAUUUCAUAUCAAUUGAUAAAAUAGCCAACAUACAAAUUGGUACCCUUGUUGAUAUUUGUGGUAUUUGUAAAGAUGUAAGUGAUAUUCAGACAUUUCAAGCCAAAUCAACAGGACGUGAAUUGAAGAAGAAGGAAGUUGUUUUGGUGGAUCAGUCAAAUAAUUCGAUUACUAUGACUUUAUGGGGUACAGAAGCAGAGAAUUUUGAUGGCACUAACAAUCCAGUUGUUGUAAUAAAGGGUGCCAAAGUCGGAGAGUUUGGAGGAGGAAAGAAUUUAUCCUGUCUUGCUAGUAGUUUGUUGAAAAUAAAUCCAGAUAUUCCAGAGAGUUUUCGUAUACGUGGUUGGUAUGAUCAAGAAGGACACAAGGGAAAUGUUAUUGACAUUAGUGCAAAAUCUGGAGGAUCAUCGUUCAGUACUCCCUGGAUGUCAUUCAAAGAGGUUAAAGAUCAAGGUUUGGGUAAUGGUGAAAAAGGAGAUUACUACCAAACAAUGGGUACAGUAUUGCUAAUGCGUGCUGAGAAUCUGACUUAUAAAGCAUGUCCGAGUGAGGCAUGCAACAAAAAAGUUAUUGACUUGGAAAAUGGUAUGUUUCGUUGUGAGAAAUGCAACAGAGAGUAUCCGAAUUUCAAACAUCGGCUGUUGUCUUCGAUCAAUGUAGCUGAUUGGAGUGGAAACUCCUGGAUAAGCAUGUUCACAUCUGAAGCUGAAACUAUUCUAGGAAUGUCUGCUCAGGAAAUUGGUGAUUCCAUUGAAAAUAACUCUGAAGCAGCAGCCAGUAUUGUGGAAAGAGUAAACUUCAAACAGUUCAUUUUCAAAUGUAGAGCUAAAAUGGAAACAUAUAAUGAUGAAGCACGUCUCAAAACAAUUGCUGUAGAAGUCAAACCGAUUGAUUAUAAGGAAUUAAACAGCCAAAUGAUUAAAAGAAUCAAGCAUUUGAUGGGUUGAAUAAAUAUCCUUAAGUUGUUACUAUAUUUUUGGUGGUUUAUUUACAUUUUUGUUUACAUAAGUAAUAAUUAAAAAAUAUAUUUCCA